AUGGGCUACCAACCCAAGCACGGCGGCGGCUACAUGACCCGCCGCGCCAACUCCUUCAAGCGCUGCCCCGGCGGCGAGAUCGAGCUCCAGAUCAGCGGCUCCCCGCGCUCGCCGCGGACCGACGGACUGGGCAGCCCGCCCAAGGACGCGGCGGAGGCCUCCUCCUCCAGCGCCUCCCCCGGCGGCCUCCACCACCAGCAGCAGCUCCGGUUCCGCCUCUUCAAGCGCCCGGGCGCCGGCGGGGGCGCCGGCGACGUCGUGCUGGGGCUGGGGAUCCGGGAGAGGAGGAAGCUCGGGAACCUGCUCUUCUUCGCCUUCUGCGGCGUUUGCCUGCUUCUCGGCGUCGUCAAGAUCUGGGCCGGCGGCCGGUCAGCACUACCAGCUGGCGACGAUUUGCAGGAUCUUUCUGUUUCCUUCUCCAGUGAUAAAGGGCAUCAAGUUAACCACUUUGGAUACAUGGGGGCGAAAGAGAGUGACAGGAUGUUGAUGGCAGUGGAAUCUAGCAUUGGUGAAAGACAAAGCAGUGUGGCUGAGGCCUCUGAUGUCUGGUCCCAGCCAAGCAGUGAAAAUUUCAGACAGUGCAUUGUUUCAAACUCUCAUAAAAAGCAAGAUUCUCGCAGUAAUGGUUACAUUCUCAUAAACGCAAAUGGAGGUCUGAAUCAAAUGCGAUUUGGGAUAUGUGACAUGGUUGCUGUUGCUAAGAUUUUGAAGGCAACACUGGUUCUACCUUCACUUGAUCAUACAUCCUACUGGGCAGAUGACAGUGAAUUUAAGGAUCUUUUCAAUUGGAGACACUUCAUUGAAUCACUGAAAGAAGACAUUGAUAUUGUUGAAACACUACCUCCUGCAUACAAGCAUAUAGAGCCUCUGGCCAAAGCUCCGAUAUCCUGGUCAAAGGUGAAUUAUUACAGAGAUGAAAUACUCCCUCUCUUGAAGAAACACAGAGUCAUUUACUUUACACAUACAGAUUCUCGCUUAGCAAAUAAUGACCUUCCUAGUUAUAUUCAGAAGCUAAGAUGCCGAGUUAACUACAGAUCUUUGAAGUAUUCUCAUACGAUCGAAGAUCUUGGUGCUACCUUAGUUUCGAGGAUGCGCCAGGAUGGAAGCCCACAUCUUGCUCUUCAUCUAAGGUAUGAGAAGGAUAUGCUAGCUUUUACUGGUUGCAGCCAUGGCUUGACAUCGGAUGAGGAAGAGGAGUUACGUAAGAUGCGGUAUGAGGUCAGUCAUUGGAAAGAGAAAGACAUUAACGGAACCGAGAGAAGAAGUAUUGGUGGCUGUCCUUUGACUCCAAGGGAAACUUCACUCCUGUUGAAGGGAUUGGGUUUCACACGGGACACCAGAAUUUACUUAGUUGCAGGAGAAGCUUUUGGCAAUGGAAGCAUGCAAGCGCUGCUGGACGAUUUUCCCUAUAUCUAUUCUCAUUCUACCCUUGCAACAGAAGAGGAACUUGAGCCCUUCAAAAAUCAUCAAAACAUGCUUGCUGGUCUUGACUAUAUUGUAGCUCUCCAGAGUGAUGUCUUCAUGUACACAUACGAUGGAAAUAUGGCAAAAGCUGUGCAAGGCCAUAGGCGUUUCGAGGACUUCAGGAAGACAAUUAAUCCAGAUAGGAUGGAUUUUGUGAACCUGGUAGAUGAAUUUGAUGAAGGAAGGAUCCCUUGGGAGGAAUUCAGUUCAGAAGUGAAAAGGUUGCACAAAGAUAGAACAGGAGCUCCAUAUUUCAGGGAGCCUGGAGAGUUUCCGAAGCUGGAGGAGUCUUUCUUUGCAAACCCCUUGCCUGGCUGUAUAUGUGAGAAACAUAGUGAACAAUGA
Triticum turgidum subsp. durum (durum wheat) is the source of this 1809-nucleotide messenger RNA. The record is from the annotation of a GenBank genome assembly. NCBI's taxonomy places the organism in Eukaryota, Viridiplantae, Streptophyta, Magnoliopsida, Poales, Poaceae.